Yamadazyma jaroonii is the source of this 276-nucleotide messenger RNA. NCBI's taxonomy places the organism in Eukaryota, Fungi, Ascomycota, Pichiomycetes, Serinales, Debaryomycetaceae. The record is from the annotation of a GenBank genome assembly.
AUGGCUGCUGAAAGAAAGAAGGCUUCAAGAAAGAAGAAGGACCCAGAUGCUCCAAAAAGAUCAUUAAGUGCCUAUAUGUUUUUCGCUAACGAAAAUAGAGAUAUCGUUAGAGCUGAAAAUCCUGGUAUCGCUUUCGGUCAAGUUGGUAAAAUGUUAGGUGAAAAAUGGAAGGAAUUAACUGCCGAAGAAAAAACUCCUUACGAAAAGAAAGCUGAAGAAGAUAAGAAAAGAUAUGAAAAACAAAAGGCUGAAUAUGCUAAAAAGAAUAGUUCAUAA